AUGGGAUCAGGAGCAUCUAAACAGGGAAGGAAGCUCACCAAGGUAGUGUCAAAUACAACUGCUUCCAAUAUAACCAGAACACCCAAUGUCAAACAAUUACCAUCACAGACACUAAAAGAAAAAUUUGAACAACAUCAACAAGAACAUGCCGUAGGUGAUGAACAACCGUUACAGCAAGAACAAUCGACCUCCACAUCUACAUCUACUUUCAGACCAGAUUCACCAACCAGUUUUGAUCCAAAAUUUUUGAAAGAUAAACUUAAGUCGAACGAUGAUUCUCGUAAGACACCAGAAGGAAAAGACGGUGGCGAUCCUCACGAACAAGGAACAUCUACUUAUGAUAACUCAUUUCUUAGUUCAAUAAAUAAACUAGGAAGUCAAAUUAAAACUAUUGAAUUGAAUCCUGCAAGGGAUAGAAAUGCAAUAGCAUUAAGACAAUUGAGAUCAAGAAAGAAAUUAUACGAUAUAGGAGAACAACAAGUUAAAAAUCAAAUGGAACAACAUGAUUCACUGCAACCCAUUCAGAAUACUAUGAUUCACCCACAAACAUUAAGUGCUAUUUUAAGAGACUUGAAAGAUGAACGUGUUACCAAUGAAAGGAUAAUUGAAGAUUAUCAAUUACAUCCAGAUUUCUUGAAAAAAUUGGGUACAAAUAUCAGACUUCCAAUUACCACUGUGGUUCUUGAAGAUGAUGUUAAAGAAGAUCAAGUUGGUCACACCAAAGUUCCACCUCAAAAACGUCGUGAUAUCAGUGAAAUGCAAGACGGCGAUAAGAGCAUGCCUAAUGAUGAGUUUGACAAAUUGAAGAAAAGAAUCAGUAUAGAUGAUUGA
This is a messenger RNA of Candida tropicalis MYA-3404, 831 nucleotides long. RefSeq lists its product as uncharacterized. The transcript has a single exon. The record is from RefSeq and is a predicted model, not a curated record. Lineage: Eukaryota; Fungi; Ascomycota; Pichiomycetes; Serinales; Debaryomycetaceae. Bases 1 to 831 code for a protein of 276 amino acids.